This is a messenger RNA of Lactuca saligna, 566 nucleotides long. NCBI's taxonomy places the organism in Eukaryota, Viridiplantae, Streptophyta, Magnoliopsida, Asterales, Asteraceae. The record is from the annotation of a GenBank genome assembly.
AUGUUAGUAGUUAUCAAAUUAGCUACGUUACACUCGUCUUGCCAGGUUCCCAAAUUUCCCACAAUUCGCUAUGAUGCAUUCUGGAAAGAGCUUGAGUAUGUGAAGCAACUGUAUUCCCAUGGCUGUACACGUUUGGUUAAUUUGGAACUCAUAAGUUAUGGCAUCAAAGUUGAAUGUCUUACGUUUAAAGAUCCACCAACUAUAGAAAAAUGUCAACAUUUAUCAAAUCAGCUACUUUACACUCGUCUUGCCAGUAUUCCAAGUCGCUAUGAUGCAUUCUGGAAAGAGCUUGAAUAUGUGAAGCAACUGGUAAAGACUAGGCAUGAGUUUAAAACUGAAGAUAUGGGAAUUGCUGCUCUUUUUGGGUUGGAAUGUUUUGCUUGGUAUUGUGCUGGAGAAAUUGUGGGAAGAGGAUUUACUAUUACUGGUUACUAUGCUUAAAUCCAUUUCCUGUAAUCAAGGUUAGGUUUUUUGCCUAUGCUUUGCUUUUUCAAGAUAUAAUAAGAUAGUCUACUUAAAUAUACAUUUUUUCAUAUGUUAUGUGACAACUUAGGGGCCAUAAUCAC